CGUUAGUUUUUUUUGAGAGAGAGAUGGUGUACAUGUAUGUUGAUUAAUAUUUCAGAAACGCCUCGCUGCUGUGUAUUCGCCUUCAUUUCCUUUGAUGUUCCAUCAAUAUGCUGAACUGCUAACCAACGAGGAUAGACCGGGAAGAUCAGCAUCCACUGCAGGACAGAAGCUGAGACAACGAGAUCACGAACCAAGGGAAGUGGCCGCCAAGAUCACGUCUGAGGUUGAACCUCGACGGCUGCAUACUCUACUUGAAUCAGCCCACGAUGUCGGGGGAAUUAGCGUAUUUAUCUACCUUUUCGCUAAGGUGGUCGAACAAACAAAAAACGAAAAAACACAAGCUGAUACACUGUCCGUUGUCUUGUCGCUCCAGUACUCCUCUGCCUUUCAUGCCCGAGCCAUGGCUGAGGAGUCUGGGUUUGCAUUGCUCAAGAGGAUUCUGUUGUCACCAGAGUGUAGGAUUGGUUACCAUACUCUUAAGGUGUUGAUGGAAGCUGCGUGCGAUGGUGACGUAUUCAAACCCACAAAUCUUGCCGACGAUCCCAUCAUGCUUAACAUUGACUCCACCGCAGUGGUGCGCAAUGUUGCCAUUUUCCAGCAUUUCCUGCUAAACUGGAAAAUCUGGGAGAAAGCCAAACAAGGCGUGCUGGAAAUGCUAUUGGCUACCAUAGAUAUCUUGGUGCACGGUAGUCACUGUUAUUACACGUUCAAUAUCAUUCAGUUCCAGAAAGCUCAGCUAGUUCAACAAAUCCUGAUUGGCUGUCAAGAGCGCCAGAGUGAAGGGUGUAAGGAGAUUCCCCGAGUAAUCAGUUCUUUGUACGUGAACAUUAUUCAGAACAUCAUGGGGAAUCCCCCUGACCUAACAGUGCUGAAGGCCGUGUGUGAAUUCCUUAUUGCUGUUCACCCUACUGAUGACAUCACACGGCUGCAUGCACCGAGCAGAUGCUAUCUUAGGGAGCACUCACUUGACUUUGUUCAAGUCUCCAACCGUUCAUCUCCCAUGGUAAGACGUGUCAUUCCAUCUCCUCGCACCGCCCCGGUCCGUUCGAUUCACUCCACCAAUCCCUUUCAGUUCACCGGCCCAACGAAGAGCGCAUCAAAAAACGUACUGAGCCGCUCACUUAGUUUUGAGUCACUGGCAAACAAAGAUCUGUCGAAGACACGUAUGAACGUAGUUGGCGACAUUCAGAAUGUCCUGAAACAGGGACAUCUUACAAGGACAUCGUCGCUCAGUGUCACCGAGCUUAGCAGAUCAUUUUCAACAGGAUUAGAUCCAAGUUUACAACAGUAUGGUAAAUUUCUUGAGAAGAGAAAGGUAGCGACAGAAGAAAGAGAUGUGUUCCAGUCGAGUGGCUCUACAGAGGCGACUUGUGGAAGCCAGGAGUCCUUGGCAAAAGAGGCGUUUGCUGUGCCAGGCGGAGACAGAAAUCUCACUGUCACCAUUCCACCGCGCAGAGGAAGUGAAGGACUGAGCAGCAGUGCUCUUGUGUUGCACGAGAGCCACGUCUUGGAUCCUGACUCCAGGAACUCCCCUUCCCCCGUACGGAGUCCUGGGACCCCCCUGGGCAUGUCGUAUCCAGGGGUGCGCAGUAUCCCAGGCAGCAAACCAGUGGUGAUCAGAAGGUACGAGUCCACGCCCAGUAGAGAGGGACAAUCCAGUGUUGAUCUUAUGGAGUACGACUUCAUCAGCGAAUCAGAUUUCAGCUCUAUGCGCAGCAGUGUGGCUAAUCCCAGUUCCACUGAUGAUUAUUUGGUGGUGGAAGGAUUUCCUGGGAUCCAGUCAAGUACAGUGACAUAUUGCCCGACUCGUUCAGACAGCUACACUCAAGGUGUCGAUGCCAUGAUUAAACUGAGGUUAGGACUCAUGAAACUACUGGAGAUGAAACUGUUUAAUCUGCCAUCUGAGCACGUACCGGCGGUGAUUGGAGAAGUGCUCAAGGCAGAGUACAUGUUAGUGUGGGCCUACCAUGAUGCAGAUAAUGUCAGGGAGUUUGCCAUCAGAAUUCUGUUCCAGUAUCUACAGAAAGCAGAACCCAAGCGCUGUGAGCAGUUCCUUAGGAUCCAUGGUUUCCAUUUGUUGGCCAACCAGCUAUAUGAUCACGCUGUGACAAAGCUGUUGAUUGAAGGCUGCUUGUCAUUGCUUGUGGAUAGGCAGGUUGACUUGAAAAAGGACUACGAUUACUCAAGUGCAGAUGACAGAGACCUCGCGUCAUCAGUUCGACCCAUGGGCGUGGUCCCUUUGUUAGCCUUGUUAGAGAACAGCUUGUUGAAGCCGUCGUUGUUUCAUCUUCUGAUUCAGCACCUGUGCCAGUUAUUUAUCAAAGUGGAUGACCUGUGCCUUCAAGCUGUUGAUCACGGGCUGCUUGAAACACUGUGUAAUGUGAUCUACGGUCUUUGCAAUCUGCAACACAAACAAAGAUUAGCAAAUGGCUCGUUCGACGUAGUUAGCGUUGACGCAAUAAUGGGAGAUUUACAGCAAUUCAUAGUUUGCAUUGUGAGGAAAGCAUGCAGUACAAACGGCAACCUGUAUUUUCAAAUGUUUGAGGAUCUGUUAAUUGCUUUGGAGAAUUUAGAAGAACAGGAUCACAAGAAGAGAGAUCACGACCCUUCCACAUCCUACUGUGCUCGUUACUUUCGUCUGUUUGCUGUUCAAGUUGCACUGCAUUUCUUCCAAGAAGUUAGCAAAGGGGAAGGAUCAAUGGGAGGGAAAAAGACCAAACCAUCCGGAUUGAGAUUACCCUUCCGUGGUCCUGAGCAUAACACGGACCCCGUCCCAGCCUUCACUCCCGUCUCGUCCUGGGUCAAUCUUGACCGGGAUCAGUUCAAAUCGUGCCUGGACCCUAGCCAGUUGAAGAAGUCGCCAACAAGUGCAAAUUCCAAUGAGCAGACGCGGCGUUUUCAGAUCACCUGCCAGCUCGCUGUCAACUCUAUCGUUUAUUGUAAGACGUUCUUUCUUCCCGAGGACUUUGUUGCAUUUCAUUUUCCAUUUAUCGACAUGGACGUCCAUGAAUCACUGCGGCCUGGAAUGGUACGAGUCACUGGAGCAGCCAUUGAAAAGGAGUUUGCGCAGUUUGCGUUUAGUUUACUGCUUGAAAUUCUUGACGCUUGUUUGGAUGGAAGGAAGCGAGAAAUUUACAAACUUUUCAUCGUGUCCAAGGAUUCUUUAAAAGCGCAGGUUGGCAAGUUACUGGUGUUCCUGUUGAAUCCAAACCGGGACCUGGAUCUCUCGUGUUUCGCGCUGAAUCUUGUCCAUCAUCCACGCGCUAAAAAGAUCAUAGAAACAAUCCUGACUAGCAGUGGUGGACCAAAGUUGCGUGAACGUACAGCAGUGUAUCUGUUGAAGAUUCUUGCUCAUCCUGGACUCACUCAGGAGCAGAGGGCAACAUGUGACAAGUUCAAAGCCAUGAUGUUGUCUCUUAACCUACAGUCCAUGCGCUUGAACGCCGGCGAUAGCAAAAUCACUAAUGACGAGGAGAUGCAGUUGUGGGACUCGGCAGACAAAGCCGGAAUGAUGCAAUGGCAGAAGCAGAGAUCUGAUGCUUACAGAAGGCUGGAUAAGAGAACGGAGGACCUCAGUGAAGCUAUUUCUUCUGUAGCUAGAGAUGUGACGAGAGUAGUGGUAGAGAUUCAAGACACCAAGCGACAGGCCCUUCUGAAGCACACCAGAGACGCGCUUUCUGCCGAGGUGCAGAUCCGGAAAAAGUGGCGCCAACUUAUCGAGCGGCUCAUUCAUGAGAGAUCUGUGUGGUACGAUGCUGAGCAUUUCCCAUCGUCUUGGAGACUGGACCCAACUGAGGGCCCAGGCCGCGUACGGUGUCGCCUUCAGCGGUAUCACUUGGACGUCGACGAGAAAUACCUCAUGGAGGACUAUUGUGGAAAAAAGUCCAAAGGUAGAGGAACUCCACUCUCGUACCUGUUUGAAGACACUACAACCUCAAGCAAGAAAAACGUCUACUACAUCUUUGACACGCCUGACACUAUUCGCUUUCUUCAUCACUGUAAGAAUAUUACGUUGGACAACAAGAUCAAAGGCGUUCUAUUGAUUGGUGAAAGCCACAUGUAUUUUGUCGGAGAAGAGGCUAUUGCAGAUACUGAUAUCACACAGAUUUUGCUCGGUAACAAAGACGCCAUUUCCAUUUCUUGGUCAUACGAAGAAAUUCAAGAAAUUCGAACCAGGCGACAUUGUCUUCAGGAUAAUGCGUUGGAGAUUUUUCUCACCACAGGACGGACCUAUCUGUUGGCCUUCGACACUAGACAGGAUCGCGAGAUCGUGCUGGAACAGUUUAAACAGAGAAAUCUGCCGUGUUAUGAAGCACCUCAACAAGAACAUCUCGUCACUUUGACACAAAGCUGGCGUUUUGGCCAGAUGACCAACUUUCAGUACCUCACCGAACUAAACAAGAUGGCGGGCCGCUCAUUCAAUGACCUCAUGCAGUAUCCCGUCUUUCCUUUCGUGCUGGCCGACUUUGGUCACGAGGUGUUGGACCUUACUGAUAUCAAGAGUUUCCGUGACCUCUCUCGUCCGAUAGCCGUUCAAAAUCAAUCAAAGGAACGCAAAUACAGAGAAAACUUUAGAUGGUUACAAGAGGAGUAUAAACGCGCUAAUGAGGAGGAUCCCAUGUCAGCGCCCUAUCACUAUGGAUGUCAUUAUUCUAACAGUGGGACAGUUCUACACUUCCUCGUUCGACUGCCUCCAUUUACCAAGAUGUUUCUGCAAUAUCAAGAUCGCAGUUUUGAUAUCCCGGAUCGGACGUUUCACUCCAUGGCGACCACCUGGCGUCUGUCAUCGUUUGAAUCCGCUACUGAUGUCAAAGAACUGAUCCCAGAGUUCUUCUUUCUUCCUGAAUUCCUCGAAAACAUUGAAGGAUUCGAUUUUGGCCUUCGUCAAAAUGGCCAGCGAGUUAUGAACGUAGAGGUUCCGCAGUGGGCCAAAGGCAGCACAAGACUGUUUAUUUUAAUACAUAGACAGGCCUUAGAAUCAGAUUACGUGUCGCAGUACCUAAACCAGUGGAUUGAUCUUGUGUUUGGCUACAAACAGCGAGGACAAGAAGCUGAGAACGCUAUCAACGUGUUUCAUCCCGCGACUUAUUAUGGCGUGGAUGUGAAUGCUAUCACCGACCCUGUCCGUCAGAAAGCGUUAAAGACCAUGAUAGAAACGUAUGGUCAGACUCCACAGCAACUGUUUAUAUAUCCUCAUAGCUCUCGGCCACCGCGGAAACCGCAAUCUAUCCCACCCGGGGAAGGGAGUUCUUUGGUCUCUCUUAAUACUCGCAAGUUCCUAGAUGCUGACCCGUACAGUGGACCUCUUAUGAGCCGGCUUACAACGUCGUUCUCAUCUGAUUCCGGGACUAUUGUGGGAAGUACCGCUGACACGAUUACCGAGAUUUCAUCGCCGUUGAACACAGUCGAGGGCCUUAAAUGGGGGCAAUACGUGGGCUCCCCGGCUCUAGGUGCCCCAGCGGUGGGCUUCUCACAAACGCUCAACACAUCAGUACGUUCGCUAGUCUGCCUCAAGAAUGACAAUGUGUUCGUGCUGAGCCACAACUCCACACUAAUGACCGUGCACCAGGCGAGUCCUGGACAAAGCGAGGAACGAUUGUUGUGGUCAGCGGUGCUGAGCUGGGGGUACAUGGAUGGAUGUAUACGCGUGUGUACCUCGCCUGAUAGUGCCCCGGUCUGCCUCAUGGAACACCAUACACCAGAUAAGAUCACGUGUUGCGCUGUGACUGAUGGGUGUAAAUCGUUGUUCAUCGGGACAUCAACUGGCACGUUAUCAGUGUUACCUGUCAAAUACAACCCAACAACAGAACCCGGAAUAGAAGUGCUAGGUUCGAGAGUUCGUCUUCACGGACACAAAGACUCUAUCACAUGCAUAGAGCUGUGCCAGGCAUUCAGUAUUGUAGUCAGCGGCAGCUGCGAUACGACAGCCAUCAUUUGGGACUUGAACAGGUUAAGCUAUGUGAAAUAUUUGGAACACCGCAACACGGUGUCAGCGGUUUCCAUCAGCAGAACCACAGGCGAUAUGGUUACUGUCUCGCACACAAUGAGCUACAUCUCUGAAGAGAGCACCGUAGAAGAAGGAAGCGUGAUGAAGAUGUGGACAGUAAACGGCAGGUUUAUCGACCAAGUGACUUGUGAACACAUGAUCAACUGCCUGGAAUUCUCUGCUGCUCCUGAGGGAAUCUCUGUUAAUGUUAUCGCUACCGGGUUGAGUAAUGGCGCCAUAAGGCUAUGGAGCACGUGGGACCUGGGUCACAUCCGUGACAUAGCUCCAGACCAACACCUGUAUCAAGUAGCAAGUUUGACAUUCUCAGAGGAUAGCCAAAGGCUUUUUGCGGUCAACACUCACGGGAAACUCGUAGUGUGGCAGAGGAGAGACCAAAUAUAUACCAAGCCUCCAUUGAUCACGGUAUUCCAAAGAGGAUGAGUGAGAUUAUAAUCAGUGCAACUACAGGUCGCUCUAAGAUUACAAAACAUGUUGUAAUCUAGUAAAUGACGCGGGCAAUAGGGAAUUUGUAUCCCGACGCCUUAUUUCAUGACGUUCACUUGUAUAACAGUGAAUGAAAGUCUCAAUGAAGCUGUAACAAAAAUCAAGCGAGUAGGAAAUACGACAUUUAUUGCCUUCUUAGUCACUAUCAAUGACGUUGCACAUUUAUUCGCAAAACGU
Messenger RNA from Orbicella faveolata, 6667 nucleotides. RefSeq names its product lysosomal-trafficking regulator-like. Gene Ontology annotation, molecular function: protein binding. The record is from RefSeq and is a predicted model, not a curated record. NCBI's taxonomy places the organism in Eukaryota, Metazoa, Cnidaria, Anthozoa, Scleractinia, Merulinidae.